AAUGUCAAACUGGUGUCGUAUACUUGCUGAGGGGAGAAGGCGGCGGGGCACAGGUUGAAUGGGCAGCUGUUUUGGGAGUGAGUAAAAUACCUACACCUAGUGCAAAUCUGACUACGCGACGUGUUUCCCUGGACGUGAUCCGCGUCCGAUACGGCAUAAAGCGCCGGCCGACACGUCUGACCACCAGUGCAGUGUUUAAUAUCACCAAAAUGAUCACGUACUUCUCUCUAUUCGUGUUAAGUUUCGCGUUAGUCAGUUCGGAUGGAGAGCUCAAAUUUUUCCAAGAGAAGGCAUUCCACGAAGCUCAAGAACUCACGAAUAGCAAUGUGAGAGCUAUAGCCCAGCUGUCAGAUAUGAACCACUUCAAGAGUGUGUUAAAUGAAAUCCUAAUACCACGAGUGGUGGGCACCCCAAACCACGAAAAAGUUGGUAAUUACAUCGUGAACCAAUUGAAAGGGCUUGGUUGGGAUGUCACGGAGAAUGUGUUUGCGGACACUACGCCAGUAUUUGGCACGUUGAACUUUAAAAAUAUUAUUGCCAAGUUGAACCCAAAUGCAGACAGAUUUUUGGUCCUGGCGUGCCAUUAUGACAGUAAAUAUACAAGAGAACAUGUAUUUGUUGGUGCCACCGACUCUGCAGUCCCCUGUGCCAUGAUGAUCAACCUUGCCAAAGUGAUGUCUACACAGCUGGAUAAGCUGAAGCAGUCGAAGCUUAGCCUCAUGUUCAUAUUCUUCGACGGAGAAGAAGCCUUCAGGCAGUGGGGUCCCACAGACUCCAUAUAUGGUGCGAGGCAUUUGGCACAGAAAUGGCAGUCGUCACCGUACAAAGAUGGAGCCAAUGACUUGCAGAGGAUGGACGUCCUGGUCCUCCUAGACCUCCUAGGGGCUCCCAACCCAGCAUUCUACAGCUACUUCCGAUCCACCGAGAAGUGGUACAUCCGAAUGGUCAGCGCGGAGUCCCGGCUGGCUGACCUUGACCAGCUCGAGAGCUACGCCAAGGAUAUAGAAGAUCAGAAUAAUAAGUACUUCAAGCUGAGCAGUUCGAGAGCUAUCAUAGAAGACGACCACAUACCGUUCUUGAGGAGAAACGUAGACGUCCUGCACAUAAUCCCGUCUCCCUUCCCGAGCGUGUGGCACCAGCCUUCGGACGACCUCACAGCGCUCGACUUCACCACCAUAGAGAAUUUGAACAAGAUCUUCCGAGUCUUCGUCGCCGAGUACCUUCAUUUGUCACCCUAGCGCCGAUGGCGGGCCGUGCCCGAACUACGCGAGUAUCCAGGUACUAGCAUUAUUGUAAAUUAUAACCAACAAAUGUUGGUGUUUCUAUGAUAUUCAGCAAUUUCAGCAUCACAAUAACGACGUUAAAUCUAUGACAAUUUACGCUGAUAGUAUACUGAGAACUGUUAUUGAAACUACAGCAGUUGAUGAAUAUUUUAAGAUGAAAUUCUAUCAUGUUUACGGUACUCAACAACUUCUACUAAGGCUGGGUUGAACGCACCAUCUUACUUUAACUUUAACAAACGUCAAAAAUCUGUCAAACUCCAUACCUAAACACUGCUUAUCGUUAAAGUUACCGUAAAAGUUAGGCGGUGCAACUCGGCCUUAGUAGUACGUAGUACAGACAAGAGGAAGUCAACAUAUAAAAUUCUGUCUUUGUACUAAAUUAAUCACAGACUUUAUUUUACAGAUGUUUGUUGUUACAAUCUGAAAUUGUAUGAUAAGCCGUUGACUGUUGAACUAUUAAUCAACUAUUCGUCAUAGUAUUUAUGACCAUCAAUAACUACACGUACCUAUUUAUUGUGAUAGUUCCAAUUUAAAUGCAUUUGCAUGAAUUUCAGAUCUAGUUAUUUUUGCCGCUUCGUCAAAUUAUAAACAACAGUCAAUUAAGAACAAUUAAAUUACCAUAUCAUUUGUGAUUUGGAACCGAGUUUAAGAUUUACUUAAAAAUGAGAAAUGAAAUUACUUCCGUAUAUUAUAAUCAAGUACUUACCAUAGUUUAAAAAGUAACUACGUCUAUGUAGUUUGUUUUAGUGAAGUGUAUUGUGGGUGUAAAAUACCUUGUCCUAUAUCAAUUUAAGUAGUUAAGAGAUAAUCAAUUUUAUGUAUUUUCAGAACAUUGAUGAACUUAGUUUAAGUAUAUUUAUUAUAAAUAAAAAAUAUGUGUUGUAACUGUAUAUUAUGGAAUAAUCUUGGUACUUAACAUGUAAAGGAUUGAUGAAUUGUCUUCACGGAGAUGUUACAUUUGGUUUGAAAGUGUUUAAUUUCAAUAUUGCAGAAAUUACCAAAAAUAUAAACAACCGCUGUUAUACAUUCGAUAAUCACAAAUAGAGGAAAUAAAUUAAUAUAUUAUUAUCAAUUAUUUACUUUGUUUACAUGUUUGGUAAUUUCAGAAAAGGCCUAAGGCCUUUAUUGCGUUCUUCUGGAUAUAAAAAUAAAAUAUAUCGCGCAAAGGCUUGAUAAAUAUUGUAAUGCAUUGGUGCUUAAAAUGUCCAAAAAUAUAUUAUAGUUAUUUAUUUGUAUGUUGUUUUAUGCGGAUUAGAAUAAAUUAGCUUCUUCAACCGUCACAAUAUUUGCAGAAAAUAUAUUUAUAAAUCCUUCCUAUCGAUGUAAUUUUAGAUUUCAUGCAUGAUUAUUAACAGUGAGAUUAUUAUAUGAUUGCACAAGACCUGUGUCCAGUAGUGGCACGAUAUACGAUUGCAUUUCUGAUAGUAACUAUUGUGAAAAUGAGAUAUACAUAUUUAUGUAUGAAAUAUAUGAAGUUAUCAUAUUUAGCUAGUGGUAAUUUUGUAUUUAUAGAUAUUUUUUUACUUUGAAAGUAUGUACAUACUCACUUUUAACUUUACAUCUAUAGCAGAUUCUAAGGCGCUAUAUUUAACACGUUGGGCGCCACGUGGCUCAUAUAUUUGUGUCGUUUCUUGUCGCUUUAAUAUUUUUCUUCAUCGGAUAUAUUAUUAGCGCUAAGUGCGUAUAAAUAUGCUAUUACAAAUAUAUCUUCUGUUCCUGUAAAAGGUUGUGUCAAGUCAAAGAACAUGGCGUUUGACCAGAUAAUUAUUUUGUGAGAAUUAUUAAUCCUUGAUGUACAGUGUUUCGACUAUUAUAAUAAGUGAUGGAUGGAUUAACAUGAACGGCCUAAAUGUGAAAUAAUAUUAUAUGUAGGUAUAUUAGAAUUUAAUGGCGUAGUGUAUCUAUGCAUAGAAUAAUCGUUAUUUGUAUUACGUAUAAGAGCUACAUUUCCUACUAUAUUAGUGCUUAUAAUUUUGUGAUUCAAUCUUUUUAAAAAGAUAUUAAACAAAGUUAUAAUAUGCUUCCAAGUACGCUUCAUGACUGCGUUAGCGAAUGUGUUAAAAGUUCACUGCAGUGUUCUUAUUUAAAAAAAUACUUCAUUUAAAUCAAAAGUUAAUGUAAUAAAAGAGAGGAGGUCUUUCAACUUGACACAUAAAUGUGCCAAAAAGAUUUUUACUUAAAAAAUAAGGACGCUGCAUGCAAAAGCCUUAAAAUGAAACAACAGAUUCUAAAUAUUUUGUACAAAUUAUGUCAGUUUGUAUUUAGUUAUGUGGUUAUUAUUUUGCAUAACUAAAUUCAAAGGUGUUAAAACAUUUGGCUGUUAUUUUAGUUUAAUUACAUUCCAAACACCGAAUGGUUAAGUGAUAUUUUGAAAAUAUAGACAUAAAAAAUGAAAUAAAUAAAACAAUAUUAUACAUAGCA
Ostrinia nubilalis (European corn borer) is the source of this 3704-nucleotide messenger RNA. Its product is annotated as glutaminyl-peptide cyclotransferase-like. The transcript is spliced from 5 exons. The record is from RefSeq and is a predicted model, not a curated record. Gene Ontology annotation, molecular function: glutaminyl-peptide cyclotransferase activity; zinc ion binding. NCBI's taxonomy places the organism in Eukaryota, Metazoa, Arthropoda, Insecta, Lepidoptera, Crambidae. The coding region runs from base 210 to 1238 and encodes 342 amino acids.